ACAAUGAGCUAAGAACCCUGUAGCUCAAGCAGCAAAUUUCUGCACUCCAACUUUCGGUUUAGCAGACCGCCAACAACUGCCUACUUGAACUUCUGCAUUGUGUGGGACAGAACAAGUGACCGGGAACUGCAAUAUUGGUCUCUUCCCCAGAUGUGGAGUUCGGCUGCAGCAGAGAAUAAUCGCGGGCUGAGCUACAGAAAUCGGACAGACGCUGCUACGGCCAACCCAUCGACGAGGAGGCGGUGUCCAAACCAAAAAGAAGACUUCAUCAGCUUUCAAGGUUCCUUACCCUUGUCACGGUGAAGAAGCCGAAGCACAAGAAGCCUUUCGCUGCUCAACUUCGAGUAAUUGCAGGGUAUCGGUUGGCAAUUUGCAUACUUUUAAUUGAUAGCUGCGGGAUGGAUAAUCAGGGGCACAUUCAGGGUGGACACCUGGAUGACGAGACGGACGAUAUUGAUCUCGACAACAUCCUUAUAGCGGUUGUACUACUAGGUCUCAUGUUCUUUGACCCACGCUUUAGUCGUGUUCAAAGGAGAAGAAGAGUCCGAGAUAGUGCGCUAUCGGGGAGAGAUUAUGUAGUUGAGCUGAUAAAUGGAUAUGAGGGCAGAAUUAUUGAAAACAUGCGCUUGGAUGUUCCCCAGUUCCUGCUACUCUGCGAUCUAUUAGUUCAGCGUGGUUACUGGCAUGCAUAUCCUUCUCAAAGGGUGGGAGUUCAUGAGUCUGUUGCUUUAACGCUAAUGUGCUUGAGCCAUGAUGAGCGGCACCGGGUUCUAGCCAAGCGCUUUCAGCAUUCAACGGAGACGAUCGACCGACAUAUUCGUCGUGUCUUACGAGGUUUGGUUCGACUCGGUCGUGAUCUCGUCAAGCCAAGAAACUUUGAUAACACUCAUCCCAGAAUUUUGAAUAAUGCAUUGUUCAUGCCAUGGUUCCGGGACUGUGUUGGAGCCUUAGAUGGGACCCAAGUCUCCGCUUGGUGCAGAGCAGAGAUUAGAGAGAGGUACAGAAAUCGGUAUGGUGACUUAUCCCAAUAUGUACUUGCAGCCUGCGAUCAUGAUAUGCGAUUUGUCUAUGUUCGGGUUGAUUGGGAGGAUAGUGCCCAUAACGCUCGAAUUCUUCAAAACACUCUGCUAGAUCCAAAUUUGGGCUUUCCCAUGCCACCUCUCGGGAAAUACUAUGCGGUAGAUGCUACUUACACUAACAUGCCAGGGUUUAUGGCACCGUUUAGGGGUGCACAGGGCACGCAUCAUGAGCGUGCAGCUAAAGCUCUAUUCAAUAGGCGGCAUGCAUCGGUUAGAAAUAUUAUUGAGCGGACAUUUGGAGUUCUUAAGAAGCGUUUUCCAAUACUCAAAGGUCCAAUGCAAAACUAUCUAAUUGCAACACAAAAUAAUAUAGUGCUUGCAUGUUGUACUUUGCACAAUUUCAUGCGCGAUUAUGUGCCGAAUGAUGAGUACUUCAAUGAAGAAGCACUCCAAGGAGCCUUUGCAGAUGCACACAUAGCAGGGCAUCAAGUGCAUCAGGGCCAAUCCAUUAAUAUGUUGCAGCAGGGCAUAGAUAAUUGGAACGAAGAUCGGCAGGCAAUUGCGGCUCACAUGUAUCUCAAUGCGCAUAACUAGCUACUACUGUAAGGCCUUGAUCCGAUUUGUCGAACAAGGCACAAGUUUAUUAGUUUUCAAUUUGAUUUGACGUUUUAUUUUGGCAAGCGUUUUGAAUUAGGGAACCAAUUGUGUUGCUAUGGUUGCUUCCGUGAAUAUGCACUUAUAUUUGGACUACUUGGAAAAUGUUUUAACCGUGUUUUAUCAGUUCAAUACUGACAGUUGGAAUGCUUUAUCAA
Messenger RNA from Coffea eugenioides, 1831 nucleotides. RefSeq lists its product as uncharacterized. Lineage: Eukaryota; Viridiplantae; Streptophyta; Magnoliopsida; Gentianales; Rubiaceae. The transcript has 4 exons. The record is from RefSeq and is a predicted model, not a curated record. The coding region runs from base 399 to 1613 and encodes 404 amino acids.